Andrographis paniculata is the source of this 3353-nucleotide messenger RNA. RefSeq names its product 1,4-alpha-glucan-branching enzyme 2-2, chloroplastic/amyloplastic-like. Gene Ontology annotation, molecular function: 1,4-alpha-glucan branching enzyme activity; cation binding; hydrolase activity, hydrolyzing O-glycosyl compounds. Gene Ontology annotation, biological process: starch metabolic process. Lineage: Eukaryota; Viridiplantae; Streptophyta; Magnoliopsida; Lamiales; Acanthaceae. Bases 184 to 2814 code for a protein of 876 amino acids. Gene Ontology annotation, cellular component: cytoplasm. The transcript is spliced from 22 exons. The record is from RefSeq and is a predicted model, not a curated record.
GGACGUUGCAAUUUGGAGGAUUACUCAUAACCGUUGCUGCAAUUCUCAUCAGUCUCACAGUAUAUACAUUUAUUAUAUAGGUGAUGAUGAUGGUGGAUUAAUACUGGAUUCACGGAUUCCUUGGCGCCUUGAAGUUGGUGCAGAUCUGCAGUGUGGGGAGGAUAAUCUGGAAGGCUUGUGGAGAUGGUUUGUACGAUGUCCGGAGUGCGGCUGCCGAUUGUGCCGUCGCUGUGUAGAUUGGGGAGUGAUGGUUCGAGCUCGCACCGGCGGAAUGGGAGUUUGUCGUUUUUGUUGAAGAACACUCGGGGUAUUUCGCGAAAGGUUUUUUCUGCAAAGUCUCAAGAGUCUGGAUCCCAAUCCUCUACAGCAACCACAUCAGAGAAGGUCCUUGUUCCAGGGGAGGAGGAUGGUAAAUCUCUUCCAGCAGAAGAAUUGGAGGUCCCUCAGAUAGUUUCCGAUGAUUCACAGAUAUCAGGUGAUGUAGAAGGUUCAAACAUAGAACAAGAAACAGAAACAAAAGAUGACGUAAACUUGGUUGAGAAAAGCAGUUCCCAUGGAGCCAUGAUGGGUCAAGAUUCUGAAUUUAUACAAAUGCUAGGUGGAUAUGUAGAAACAAAAACUGAAGGAUUAUCAGACUCAACAAGUGAAGAUAUAAGUGAUGAAUCUUUAAGGGUUAAAGAGAAGGCCAUCCCUCCGCCAGGAGCUGGCCAGAGGAUAUAUGAGAUAGAUCCACUUUUGAGCAAUUACAGUGAACAUCUUAAUUAUAGGUAUGCUCAGUACAAACGAUUACGUGAAGCAAUUGACAAAUAUGAGGGUGGACUAGAAAAGUUUUCUCGUGGUUACGAGAAGUUUGGUUUUAAUCGCAGUGAGACAGGUAUCACUUACCGGGAGUGGGCACCUGGGGCUAAGUCGGCAGCACUUAUCGGAGAUUUCAACAACUGGAAUCAUAAUGCUGAUGUGAUGACUCGUAAUGAAUUUGGCGUUUGGGAAAUCUUUUUACCAAACAAUGCAGAUGGAUCUCCAGCUAUUCCCCAUGGUUCCCGUGUGAAGAUUCGCAUGGAGACUCCAACAGGAAUGAAAGAUUCUAUUCCAGCUUGGAUCAAGUUUUCUGUUCAGCCUCCUGGAGAAAUUCCAUACAAUGCAAUAUAUUAUGACCCACCAGAGGAGGAAAAGUAUGUUUUUAAACAUCCUCGUCCAAAGAAACCGAGAUCAUUACGUAUAUAUGAGUCUCAUGUUGGUAUGAGCAGUAAGGAACCUAUUAUCAAUACAUAUGCCAACUUCAGAGAUGAAGUGCUUCCACGCAUCAAGAAACUUGGGUAUAAUGCAGUUCAGAUAAUGGCAAUUCAGGAGCAUUCAUACUAUGCCAGUUUUGGUUAUCAUGUCACAAAUUUCUUCGCACCAAGUAGUCGAUUUGGGACUCCUGAUGAUCUAAAGUCAUUGAUAGAUAAAUCUCAUGAGUUGGGCUUGGUUGUUCUCAUGGAUAUCGUGCACAGCCAUGCAUCUAAUAAUACUUUGGAUGGGUUGAACAUGUUUGAUGGCACUGAUACCUGUUACUUUCACUCGGGAGAACGAGGUUAUCAUUGGAUGUGGGAUUCUCGUCUUUUUAACUAUGGACAGUGGGAGGUGCUACGAUUUCUUUUAUCUAAUGCAAGAUGGUGGUUGGAUGAGUACAAGUUUGAUGGAUUCAGAUUUGAUGGUGUGACAUCGAUGAUGUAUAAUCACCAUGGUUUGGGGGUGGGGUUUACUGGGAACUACAGCGAGUACUUUGGAUAUGCAACAGAUGUUGAUGCAGUGAUUUAUUUGAUGCUUGCUAAUGAUGUCAUUCAUGGACUUUUUCCCGAUGCCAUAACCAUAGGGGAAGAUGUUAGCGGCAUGCCAACGUUCUGCAUUCCUGUUGAAGAUGGUGGUGUUGGAUUUGACUAUCGCCUACAUAUGGCUAUAGCUGAUAAAUGGAUUGAGACUCUCAAGACAAGAGAUGAAGAUUGGAAAAUGGGAGACAUUAUACACACGCUUACAAACAGAAGAUGGAUGGAAAAGUGUGUUUCCUAUGCAGAAAGUCAUGACCAAGCCCUGGUUGGAGAUAAAACGAUUGCAUUCUGGUUGAUGGAUAAGGAUAUGUAUGACUACAUGGCACUGGAUAGACCAUCUACUCCCUUAGUCGACCGUGGAAUAGCGUUACACAAGAUGAUUAGGCUUAUCACAAUGGGUUUAGGUGGGGAAGGUUACCUCAAUUUCAUGGGAAAUGAAUUUGGACAUCCAGAGUGGAUAGAUUUUCCUAGAGGUCCCCAACAUCUUCCUGAUGGCCAAGUCCUUCCAGGAAAUAACUUCAGCUAUGAUAAGUGCAGGCGUAGAUUUGAUCUAGGAGAUGCAGAUUACUUAAGAUACCGUGGAAUGCAAGAAUUUGACCAAGCAAUGCAGCAUGUUGAAGAAGAAUAUGGUUUCAUGACUUCGGAGCAUCAGUAUAUAUCAAGAAAGGACGAAGGAGAUAGGGUAAUUGUGUUUGAAAGGGGGAACUUAGUCUUCGUCUUCAAUUUCCACUGGACCAAUAGCUAUUCAGACUACCGGGUCGGCUGCUUGAAAGCAGGAAAAUACACGGUUGUUCUCGAUUCAGAUGACCCGUUAUUUGGAGGCUUCGGCAGGAUAGAUCACAAUUCAGAAUUCUUCUCCACUGAUGGAUGGUAUGAUGACCGGCCUCGAUCCUUUUUGGUCUAUGCUCCUUCCAGAACUGCAGUGGUGUAUGCCUUGGCAGAAGACAAGCCCAAACCAGAACUAGAACUAGAAUCAGAACCAGAACCAGAACCAGUAGAUGGUUGAGUGCAAUACCAGUUUUAAUUCAGCCGGUGCCACCGCGCGCAAUACAAUUUCAACUGAGGCAAGACUAGUCUGUAUCCGAGGAGGUGGUUUGCUUCGGCUUCUCAGCGAUACAAUUUUACAGGGGGGGCUAAAGAUGAAUGUGUCCGGGACUAACAUGAAGAAGCCAACAGGAAAUUUAUCUAUGCUGAGGCUCAGCAGGAGGUAAUGCAUGCAUUUAAAUUAAUAAUAGUAAGUCUGUAUUAUGAUGAUGUUUUCUUAAUAAUAAUACCGGCGCCAUGCCGUGCCGUGGUGGUGGUGGUGGUGGUUCACACCGGCCCGACUCUUGUGUUGUGUGUGUGUAGUAGCAGCGAGUGAGUAUUCCUCCGUCGGUCGGGAAGGGAAGCCUCGGCUGGCCAGGCCAUGGCAUCUAAUCUAAUGUUAUUGUGUUGAAACAAAUUAAACCAUGAGAACUGAUUAGUUGCUGCUGCUGCUGCUGCUGUUUCUAUUGUGUUUGAUUUAUGUGCUUAAAUUUACAUUUGGUGUGUGCCGACACCUAGCAA